This is a messenger RNA of Mycetomoellerius zeteki, 463 nucleotides long. RefSeq lists its product as uncharacterized. The annotation marks the transcript as partial. Gene Ontology annotation, biological process: sensory perception of taste. The transcript has 5 exons. Gene Ontology annotation, cellular component: membrane. NCBI's taxonomy places the organism in Eukaryota, Metazoa, Arthropoda, Insecta, Hymenoptera, Formicidae. The record is from RefSeq and is a predicted model, not a curated record.
ACAUCUUUACUUAGAGUUACGCAAAAUAUCCUGUGAUAUAAACUCAAUAUUUGGAACCCAAACGACUAUCAAAAUGGCAUGCUAUUUUAUUUGGAUAGUAAUUGACUUACACGAACUUUUCAAUACAAUACUUAUCAACAAUUAUGUAAAAUCUAAAAUAAUGGCUAUCACCUUGUGCUUGAUCUACGUAUUACAUCACAUUUUCAAAUUCCUGCUUAUUAAUUAUAUGUGCGAAACAGUCAGUACUAAGGCAAACGCAAUAGCAGAUUUAUUAAAUAAAUUAUCAUAUGUCACUUGUGAUGUUGAAAUUCGUGAAAUUAUUUCACUAUUUUCAUUGCGAACAGUUUAUGCGCCCGUUAGAUUCUGUGGAAUCGGAUUUUUUCAAUUUGGUUUCAAAUUUCUUUAUAAGUUUACCACAUCGAUUGCGACAGUUUUAAUUAUAAUAAUACAAUAUUAUGUCUAA